Harmonia axyridis is the source of this 8777-nucleotide messenger RNA. It is a transcript of the gene jbug, whose product is annotated as filamin-A. Gene Ontology annotation, molecular function: actin filament binding. Lineage: Eukaryota; Metazoa; Arthropoda; Insecta; Coleoptera; Coccinellidae. Gene Ontology annotation, biological process: actin cytoskeleton organization. The transcript is spliced from 24 exons. The coding region runs from base 287 to 8527 and encodes 2746 amino acids. The record is from RefSeq and is a predicted model, not a curated record.
UAACAGAAUCAACCUUACCAUACCCGCGAAUACACCGUCUCUCCGUCUUACAUAACCCCACCUUAAAGUCAUUCGACCGAAAUAAACAAGAACUCAGAACUUUGCGAGUCCGAUACAACACUUAGUUUCAGUCAAAGACCAAGUAAAAAAGUGCCAUCAAACAAUUUUCGAAUAUUAAAUGUUGCGUUGAUUGUGUUAAAUCCGGCUCGAAGGACCAUCUGUGCAUCUGUAUCUAGUUCUGAUGUUACGAAAUAGUGAUCGUUGAUUUGUUGUGUGAUACCCGAAAAUGGAAGGAAAAAUAUCGCAUAGCGGCUUGUUGGCGCGUAGUCCAGAGGGCCAUGCAGCUAGGGGGAUGCAGAUAAAGGGUAAUGAAGAUGUUUGGGUGGAAAUACAGGCUAACACUUUUAGGAAUUGGGUGAAUGAAUAUUUGCCGCAAAAUUUGAGGGUUGCUGAUCUGUCUCAGGACCUUGGGACAGGAGUCAGGUUGUGUGCCCUUGUGGAAGCCCUGCAAGGACGUCCAAUAAAACCUACAUGGAAUAAGAAACCAGCCAAUCAGCAUCAUUACCUUGAGAACGUUACAUGUGCUUUGAAUGCUAUAGAACAAGACGGAGUUAAGCUGGUUAAUAUUGGUAAUGUGGAUAUAGUGAAUGGAAACUUGAAACUUAUAUUGGGACUCAUUUGGUCACUCAUAGUCCGAUAUCAAAUAGGAAGAUCCAAAUUUCCACCUCGGAAAUUAAUGUUGAGCUGGCUGCAAGCUGUAUUACCAGAAUGCAAGGUUAAUAAUUUAACCACCGACUGGAACUCAGGAAUAUUACUCUCAGCUCUGGUAGAUUACUGCAGACCUGGGCUAUAUCCUCAUUGGAAAUCUUUAGAUAAAAAUAAUGGAAUUGAGAAUUGUCGCCGUGCCAUGGGAAUUGCUCAAAAGGACCUAGGAAUACCAGCUGUUUUAGAGCCAGAGUACUUGGCAUCUCCUUGGUUGGAUGAACUUUCUGGAAUGACUUAUUUAUCUUAUUUCAUGAAACCAGGUUCACCUGGUUUCCAUGCUACAUUGAAAUGGGUGAAUUCUAGAUUAGAAAGGAGAAUCAAUAAUUUCACUGAUGACUGGAAUGAUGGAAGAGUUGUAAAUGAAAUGGUCAGGUCCUUAGGUGGAUCUGCCCCACCUCCAGAAAAAUUGAGAAGUGAUCCAGUUUAUUGGGAGUCUAAUUGGCAGCAAGCUUUGGACGCAGGAAAAAAGAUGGGUGUCCAUCCAAUAUUAUCAGCCAAGGACUUAUCAGAUAAGCAUGUGGAACAUUUGGGUGUGAUGGCUUAUGCAGCCAAUUUCCAAUGGGUACCUGAACGACCUCCUUUACAUGAUCUCAUCAACGUAGCUUUAAAUUCAACGUCUGGUAGAGUUGGUGAACCGACACAUUUUCAAGUAGCUCUGCUGGAUUCUCAGCUAUCCUACUCUUCGAUAUCUGUUGACAUUCGUGGACCAGACAACAAGGUAUACAAAUUGAGAAACCUUAAUAAAGGCCAUGGAUCAUUUGUGCCAAACAAAAUAGGAGUUUAUGAAAUAAUCGUCAACUACGAUGGGGAAGAAGCUAUUAGUGGCCAUCACUUCAGAGUGUUACCAGCUCUUGUUGAAGUUGCGCCACCUGGUAUGGCACCAUGUGCCUUGGGCUCUUUGGUUCAGGUUUUGGUGAACACAACAGGACAUCCUAAAAGAGAGGAUAUUCUUGUUACUGCCUAUAGUCCAUCAGGAAGGCCACUCAAUUGUCCAUUGACCACUAUUGAUGAAACAAAUAGUGCAACAUUCAAACCAGAUGAGGCUGGAGAAUGGAGGAUAGAGAUAACUUACCAGGGGAAACAAAUUCAGGGUGGUCCUUUCACAUGUUCUGUGUUCGAUCCAAAUGGAAUCCAAAUUCACAACCUCGAAGGAGCUCUUCCUCUUGUACCACACAGUAUCGACCUGGAUUGCAGGAGGGUUGGAGUCCCUGGAGAAGUUUUUGCAGAUAUAGUGCACGACAAAAAGUCAGUGCACUGUAGAUUAGAAAAAGUUGACGAAGAAGGUUUCCAUUAUAGAAUUCAUUUCACACCUUUGGAUGCAGGAAAACAUAGGGUUUACGUCUAUUUCAACGGAUACGACGUGAAAGGCUCUCCUUUUAUGAUGAGGGUUGGAACACAAAAACGCCAUAAAAGCAACUCUAGUCCAAAUACUACAUACAGGCAAAGUCCAACAGGAGCAAGGUUGUCAAGUUCAAGUCCUAUCAAUGUUCAACACUUGACAGCACUGAACACUUCGAGAAAUGCCAGUUACACACAUUACCGUGAAAAUUCUAGUCCUAUCCCGAGUGAUACACAUAAAUAUGCUCAAGAACAUCACAAGAAAUCUGUGAUGGAAAGACAGAUGAUGACUUCGCAUUCACCAAGAGCUCAAAGUCCUUCAUAUGUUCAUAGAUCACAGAGUCCAAGUUAUACUCAACAGAGAAACCACACAACCAUAGGCAGAGACAGUCCCGAUUACAUAACAAGCAAAAAACUGAACGAAAGACGUUUCGACACAUCGAGUCCAAGCUUUGCCAAGAAAUCCAGCGAAUUGGACAACUACACCACCAACAAAAUGUCCUCGAUGUAUAUCAGCGAGUCGAGAAGUCCAAAACUAGAGCGAACAAGUCCUGACGUAUCCUACAACACCAGAUACGACAAGAACUUCUCUGAAGUACGCACUUACAACACCAGUUAUGACCAUAGAAACGAAGUUGGUGUCGACACCUCCCCAAUAAUCAAAGUUUCUUCUGUGAACGAUCAUGAAGGCACAUCCAGACGAGACUUGUGGGACGUCAUGAAUAAAACAAGAAACGUUUUAUCGGAACGUAGCUUGGAAUCCUUGGCUAACUUGACUGAGGCCCAGCUGAACACUGAAUUGAACAGGAGAAGAGCGGAGGAAAGCUCUAGAUAUGUCACAGAGAGGAAUUAUUCGAGUCAGAAUUAUCACCAGAAUUACAAUUCUGAACAGUAUGGUAGAAGAUCUCCUGUUUACAGGACCUCAUCGAAGGGAAUGGGAGCUAUAGCUGUGAAGGUGCAACCAGUGCCUGAUGGGGUUUUGGGCCAACCUGUUGAAUUCGAGAUUGAUGGUAGUGGUGCUGGGUCUGGAGAUCUGGAAAUACUUGUGGAAGGAGGGCGUGUCACAUCCAGUGUCAGGAGCUUAGGGGGCCAACGUUUUAAAGCUGCGUUCACGCCACAUCAGGCACUACCACAUAGGGUGGACAUAAAAUUUAAUGGUGAAACGGUACCUGGGAGUCCCUGGCACGUGAACAUAAUGUCCACAUCCAACAUAUCUAUCAUCGGUGAAACAGUCAGAUUGGUCCCUGCAAACACCUCUGCUGUCUUCGAGAUCAUAACAAACACAAAUGUUGCCCCAGAUGACCUCGUAGUCCAUGUCAUAUCUCCGAGCAAAAGAGCUCUGCAAGCCCGUGUCCUGCCUGGAAACAGGACAGGGGUGCAAAGUGUAGAAUUCGUACCGACUGAGGUCGGUACUCACCUCAUUGAGGUAUCUGUGAAUGGAGAAAAACUGCCUUCAGGCCCUCUGGUGGCUAAGGUUUACGAUGCUGGGCUUAUACAGGUUGCAGAUGUCAGUGGAGGUGUUGUGGGACAACCUGUUCAGUUCAGAGUGGAUGCCAGUCAAGCGGGAGAAGGACAACUCGAAAUAUCAAUAAACGAAGGAGAAGUUCCAAACCACGUGCAAGUAGUAGGUGGAGGCAGAUGUCUGGUCUCUUUCACACCAGAUCAAGUCAAACCACACCUCAUAGACAUCAAAUUCAAUGGAGAAACAGUUCGAGGCUGCCCGUUUGUAUGCACAGUCACUGACACAAGCAGAGUCACUCUGAACUUAAACCAUCUCGAACUUAUCCCAGUAAAUCAACCCAGCUCUUUCCACAUGGGAGUUGCUGGAGGUGGAGCAGCUGAAUUAGCUGUGGCUGUAAGGAGUCCACACGGUGAACUGCCGGUGAAGGUUACUGGAGACAUACACUCUGGAUUCACAGCAGAGUUCACCCCUGUUCAAGUUGGAGCUCACCAAAUAAGCGUAGAAUACAAUGGAAGACCAGUUCAAGGAACUCCGUUCUUAUCCAAAGCUUUCGACUCUAAUAGAGUGACUGUUGGCACUGUCGCUAGAGGAAUUGUUGGCAGGCCUGUCACUUUCUCGGUGGACGCCAGCGAAGCUGGAGAAGGAAAUCUGGAGAUAACCAUAUCAGCUAGAGGUCUCAAUAUACCAACUCAGGUUCAUCCACAGGGGAAUGCAAGAUUCGCUGUCAGCUUUGUCCCUGGCGAAGCUUGCGAUCAUGUGGUGAACGUGGCUUUCAAUAAAAGGCCUGUGGUUGGUUGUCCCCUGAUUGUGGGAGUUGGAGGAGGUGGCUCUGGUCCUAGCGUUACACUUCCUGGACCUGGCCCUGUGCACAAGUCUAGUACUCUGUUGAUAAACCAUCCAGGAAAAUUGGAGGAUAUAGAAGUUAACGUUGAGGGACCUGGGGGACAAGCAAUACCUACCCACGUUCAGUCGAUAGGUAAUGGCCAGUUCAGAGCUGAAUUCACCCCAAGAGUCGUUGGAGAACAUCGUAUAAAUGUAUCAGUAAACGAUGUCCCCACUGUUGGAAGCCCAUAUGCUGCCAAGGUUUAUGAUGUUCAGGCUAUCAGAGUCAAAGAACCUGGAAGUGGAGUGGUUGGGAAGCCUAUCACCUUCUUGGUGGAAACCAGCCAAGCAGGUCCUGGAAACCUUGAAGUCACUGUGAAUGGUGGCAGAGUUCCUACUUCAGCUCAAGCACAAGGUCCACACACUUAUGCCAUCUCUUUCACUCCGAGAGAAGCAACAACUCAUUCUGUGGAUCUCCGUUUCAAUGGCCAAGAUGUACCUGGCAGCCCCUUUAAGUGUCUCGUGGCUCCAGCUGCCAGAGUUCUUGCUCCUGAAACUUUGGACAAGAUAUCAGUCGGUAAAACUUGCAUGUUCAGUGUCGAGAGUUCGAAUCCUCCGACCGUCGAAAUUUUAGGACCUGCCAGAAGGCAAAUACCAGCCCAGGUAUUGCCUCAAGCAGGUCAUCCAGGUAAAUUCGAAAUCACCUUUUCGCCCAUAGACGUGGGGGAUCAUAGCGUGGAGGUGAAAUUGCCAGGGGGUCACGUGGAGGGAAGUCCUUUCUUAGUGAAGGCCUAUGAUGCCAACAGAGUAACAGUGACAGACAUCAACGACGGGAUCGUUGGUAAACCUGUAUCAUUCAGUAUAAACGCAUCGCAAGCUGGUGCUGGUAAUUUGGAGAUUAUCGUUGCUGUAGCUGGUAGAAAUGUUCCCAAUUUCGUUCAGAGCGAAGGGAACGCAAGAUUCAAAGUUAAUUUCAAACCUACGGAAGCUGCAACGCAUACUCUGAGCGUGAGGUUUAACGGUCACCCGGUUCCUGGUUCACCUUUCAACUGUAAAGUUUUGCCAGGUAACACUCAACCAAGGGUUCCAGUAUCUGGGUCUGGAAUCGAAAUGGCAGCAGUUGGCCAUACUGCAGAAAUAAGAAUUGAAGGAGUUACUGGACACGAACCACAAGUAAUAACCACAGCACCUAAUGGGAAAAUCAUCCCAGUGAAACUAAUCUCAGCAGUAGAUUCCCAUGUUGCCAAAUUCGUCCCGGAAGUAGUAGGACGUCACUCAGUUGCGAUCCUCAUCAAUGAUCAACACGUCAUUGGUUCACCCUUCAGUUGCAACGUAUACGACGUCAAUAAAGUAAUCGUAUCCGGACUACCAGGCAUAAAAGCAACAGACAUCGCUAAAGUUAUAACUGACCUCAGCUUAAGAGAUAUGGAAACCGUUGAGCUUGGAAAGCCUGUUACUUUCAGUGUGGACGCCGCGCAAGCUGGGGAGGGUACUCUUGAACUAGUGGUUUCUACACAGCACACUACAAUCAAGGCAGAAGUAGUUGCUUGUGCGAGAGGCCUGUAUGAUGUCACUUUUGUUCCACAAACUGCCGAAGAGCACUUCGUGAAUAUAACCUUCAAUGAGAUGUCUGUUAUUGGAAGUCCAUUCCAUUGCUCAGUUGUUGAAGUUAUGCAGUCGGUUCAAAACGGUUCGAUCGCUUUUAUUGAUUUACCUUCCGAGAAUCACAAAUUAGAAAUAUCGGACCCCAACGAUCGUCUCGUAAAAUAUACUGUGAACAACUCCAAGGGUGAAUUCACAGUAACCCAUGUCGGUACUUACAAAGUCGUAAUCUUCAGAGCACAUGAAAUUUUUGCAACACGAUCAAUCAACGUAUUUGAUACUUCUAAAAUCGAAGUAAUAGGUCUACCGGAAGCUGUAUGUCAUCGUCCAGCAGUUAUAGCAUUGAACCUGGCCAAGGUAGGAACAGGAAAUCUAACAGCUGUUGUCAAAGUCGCCAACAAGGAUGUUGCUCAUAGUGUCAGGCAAUCCGUCAACAAUCCUAAUAUUUGGGAAAUUGUAUUCCACCCAAUGUGCUCAGCUCCACAUCGAGUAGCUCUAUACUUCAACGAUAUUCCAAAAUUCAACGUCAUUGAAGUCCCUGUCAAGGGACCAGGCACAGAACCAUGGGCUGGUGGAAUUGGUCUGUAUCAAGCCAGAGUUGGUAAAGUUACUCAAUUCAACAUCGAUACUUUGGGACGUAUGGCAAGAGAAUUUGAUGUCGUUAUAAGUGGACCAAACGGUACUGCUGUGCCUGUUAGAUGUUAUCAGACUAAAACUGGAAAGCUACAAGCUGAAUUCACAGCUCGGGAGAGCGGACCUCAUAAAAUAGAGGUACUUCAUCAAGCUAAAUCACUUAAUGGUAGUCCGUUUACUUGCCAAGCCUUUGAUUUGGAUGUUGUGAAGAUAACAGAUAUUCCCAGCACUCAAGGAAAUGUAGGAGAAGCUGUGCAGUUCAAUAUAUCUACCAAGAGAGCUGGAAAUGCAGAAUUGGAUGUUCAAGUAACCAACCCUACUGGAUUAUUCCUACCUGUGACAGAGACAGAACUUGAGGAUGAUCUAACCCAAAUCUCCUUCCUUCCAUCGAUACCUGGACUUUACCAAGUCACGGUUUCUUAUGGUGGUCUUCCAGUUAGAGGAUCUCCUCUUGCAUUGGGAGUAGGGCCCGUAGGACCAACACCUCCUCCCAGAGCUGUUGGUAAAGGCCUGGAGAGGGGUUUGGUGGGUGAAAGAACUUCCUUCACUAUUACGAGUCCAGUUCAACCAAGAGUGCAGGUUGAAGCUGUUGAGGGUAUUAUUGAAGCUCAUAUCCAGAGUCCUAAACCGGGAGAAUACAUAGUGUCCUACACUCCGAAAUGGGUGGGAAUCUAUGAUAUUAUUGUUAGCAUUGGAGCUAAUGAUCUCGCAGGAUCGCCGUUCAGACCUAAGAUCAUAAAUCCCUCAGCAGUGAGAGUGAUAGGAGGCUGGGACCAGUAUCUAGACGACAGCGGAAGAAUAAGGCUACCAACCAAGAUAGCGUUCGAUAUUGCUAAUGCCGGUCCUGGAAAUCUGGAACUGAAGAUUGAUGGCAGAAAGAUUACAGGAGAAAAAUCAGGAACCAGAUACAGGUUCGACAUAUCCGGAGAAGGUUUCAAUUCUGGAGAACAUGAUUUCGAGGUGCACUUUGAGAAUAUUCCACUUCCUGAUUCACCGAAAGGAGUUAUUUGCUUGGGUGACCAAGUAGUUUUGACUGGAAGAGGUUUGGCACAGGCGCAAUGCGGUGAACCCGCAGUGUUUACCAUUGAUGGAUCAAAAUCGAGUAGUGGUAACCCUGAAGUAACGCUUCAUGCUGCCGAUACAAACAUACCAGUGCCUGUUAUGAUUUCAUUAGCUGGUGAAAAAAUAUGGAGAGCCACCUAUACCUUAAAUUCGCCAGGAAAUUACCUUCUGAGUGUUCUAUGGGCUGGCAGACCUGUCAAGGGAUGCCCAUUGAUGGUCGAAGCCAAGGGAGGGUCUGAUGCCUCCAAGGUGUUAUGCUCUGGCGAAGGCCUGAGACAAGGAGUUGUUGGUAGAGAAAUCAGAUCUUGGAUUGACACAAGGAGAGCUGGUCCAGGUGAACUAACAGCUCAUUGCUCCGGACCAAGAAAGGUUGCGUAUUGCGAACUAUAUGAUCAUGGUGACGCCACCUUCACGUUGAAUGUUAAACCCCAAGAGCCAGGCAGACACGCUUUGACUAUCAAAUAUGCUGGUCAACAUGUACCUGGUUCACCAUUCACACUUAGGGUCUCUGGUGCACCUGAUGCCAGCAAGGUGAGAGUUUAUGGUCCUGGAAUAGAACAUGGUGUUUUGGCUACGUUCCAGUCAAGAUUUAUCUGUGAUACAAGAGGAGCAGGUGCAGGUCAACUCACGGUUAGAGUAAGAGGACCUAAAGGGGCAUUCAGAGUUGAAAUGCAAAGGGAAAGUCAGAAGGAUAGAACUAUACUCUGUAAGUUCGAUCCUACUGAGCCAGGAGAUUACAGAGUAGAGGUGAAAUGGGCAGGUGAACUUGUUCCUGGAUCUCCAUUCCACGUGAUGAUUUUCGAUACACAAGAAGAACUCCGGAGGUAUAUAAACUCGUUAUAAGAUUGAAGAAAACAAAAAUUAUAUUGGUUUAACUUAUUUAUUUCCGUCCAUGUCAGUACGUACUUAAUUUUUAUGGAAUAAUUUGUUUGUAUAUAUGUAUUUCUUAAAUUUUUGUUAACUUGAACUUCGAUGAUAACGUUGAUAUCAAGACAUAUUUUAAUAUUUUAUGUUGAAUAAAAACUAUAACUGAAAUAAGAUUAUAAUAUAUUAGAGACAAAGUUGGCUAAUAAAACGAUCUUUUAUGUUUUAA